GCGUCUCCGGCAAGCAGGGGGGUGGCCUCUGUUCCCUCUCCGCUCCCUCCUGGCUGUUGAGCUCCGAGAGCCUCCCUGGGCUGCUUGCCAGAGGCUGCCUGCCCUCCUCUUGUUCCCUGCAGCCACCGGAGAGGCCAGCGGAGCCCUUAGGAAGCCGUGCCGGGCUGCACACGCGUCGUGGGGAGACGGGGACAAGCGGCACUUCUCCGCAGCAAGAACCCAGGCUUGGGUUUGGCUCCCGGUGGCAUAAAACGCCGUCCACACCAUGCUGCUUUUUGUCCUUUAAACCAGCCGGUCUGCAGAGGUGACAGCAAGAGGGUGAGGUUAGCUCUUCGAACCGGGAUCGAACGCACCAGGUUUCGAGAUGCCGCAGUGUCUGUGCUGACUUUGCUGGCUUGUAGGAAUGAUGGGGAACUAAAGCCCACGACAGUGCUGUGGAGCCGCUGGCACUUCUGACACCUCAACUUCUUCAGUCACCUAAAAGCAAGCCAGUCCCAGGAUAAGGACAGCAGCAAGUGAUAUAAUGCGGAAACCAGGCCCUCAGAAAGCCAUAGACUGGAAAGAUGGUAAAAAGCACAAGCACAGCCGCCCAUCAGAGUCUCCCUCCCAGUACCAAGGUCACUUCACCUGGGAUAAAUACCUGAAGGAAACAUGUGCCAUCCCAGCUCCUGCGCAUUGCUUCAAGCAGUCAUACACUCCACCUGCAAAUGAAUUCAAGAUCAACAUGAAACUGGAAGCCCAGGACCCCAGGAACACCACCUCCACUUGCAUUGCUACAGUGGUGGGUCUGACAGGCGCACGCCUCCGCCUGCGCCUGGAUGGCAGCGACAACAAGAAUGAUUUCUGGCGGCUGGUGGACUCUGCUGAAAUCCAGCCCAUAGGGAACUGUGAGAAGAACGGAGGGAUGCUGCAGCCUCCGCUGGGCUUCCGGCUGAAUGCCUCCUCUUGGCCCAUGUUUCUUCUGAAGACUCUGAAUGGAGCAGAGAUGGCUCCUGUCCGGAUUUUUCACAAGGAACCACCAUCUCCAUCCCAAAACUUCUUCAAGACAGGUAUGAAGCUGGAGGCAGUGGACAGGAAGAACCCUCACUUCAUCUGCCCGGCCACCAUUGGGGAGGUGAGAGGUUCUGAGGUCCUCAUAACAUUUGAUGGCUGGAGAGGUGCCUUCGAUUACUGGUGCCGAUAUGAUUCCCGGGACAUCUUUCCCGUAGGCUGGUGCUCGCUGACUGGAGAUAAUCUGCAGCCCCCUGGAACAAAAGUUGUGAUUCCAAAGAGCCCUUUGCCUGCCUCCGAAGUAAACUCGGAGAAACCUAGCAUGCACAGUAGCACAAAGAGUGAUUUGGGGCAUCAACAAGGGCAAAGGCGUCGCAAAACAGGGAAGAAGUGUGGUCGAACGACCAAAACGCUAAUCCAUCACCCCAUGCCUACACCCUCCAAGUCAGUGGAGCCUUUGAAAUUCCCCAGAAAGAGAGGCCCCAAGCCUGGCAGUAAGAGGAAACCUAGGACAUUGCUGAACCCAGCACCCACCUCUCCAACAACCAGUACCCCAGAGCCAGACACAAGCACUGUGCCCCAGGACGCUGCUACAAUCCCCAGCUCUGCCAUGCAGGCUCCCACAGUUUGCAUUUACUUGAACAAGAACGGCAGCACUGGGCCCCACCUAGACAAGAAGAAAGUUCAGCAGCUGCCGGACCAUUUUGGACCAGCUCGAGCUUCUGUUGUCCUGCAGCAAGCAGUACAGGCCUGCAUUGAUUGCGCUUAUCAUCAGAAAACAGUCUUCUCCUUCUUAAAACAAGGCCACGGGGGAGAGGUCAUUUCAGCUGUGUUUGAUCGAGAACAGCACACGCUGAACCUGCCAGCAGUAAACAGUAUCACCUACGUCCUCCGCUUCCUGGAGAAGCUCUGCCACAAUCUCCGCAGUGACAACCUCUUUGGGAACCAGCCUUUCAGUCAGAACAGCCACAUGCAGCGCUCACACGAGUACGACCACGACAGGUAUCUACCAGACAGAAGCAGUUCGUUAGACGGCACUCUGCAGGGACCAGGCCGGGGUACAAAGCGAUAUUCCCAAGAUUCCCCUCCAUACAGUGCUCCUCUCUCCCCCAAGUUACCAAAGAAUGACCGUCACCCUUUGGAAGGUGAAACCUUUGUUCUGGGAGAUGGGCUCCUAGGGCCCUUGGAGCCUCGCCUGGACCCCAUGGACUCUGCCUUGAACUCUGUCAAUCCCUCCAGCCACAGCAGGAGCUCCAGAGACUAUCGCCUGCCGGGAUACAGGCACCUGCACCAGCCCUCUAGCCUCAGCCCGGGCAGCACCUCUGCCCUGCGCAGGCUUAGCUCUGGGGGUUCAGACAGAUACCUCGGCUCGCGAGACGUCUCCCGGCUCAGCAGCCGCGACCCUUCGUCCUGGACAGUGGAGGAGGUGAUGCAGUUCAUACGGGAAGCGGAUCCACAGCUGGGACCACACGCUGACCUCUUCCGAAAACACGAGAUCGACGGGAAGGCGCUGCUCCUGCUGCGGAGUGACAUGAUGAUGAAGUACAUGGGGCUGAAGCUGGGGCCAGCCCUGAAGCUCACUUACCACAUCGACAAGCUAAAGCAAGGCAAGUUCUGAGAGGGCACUCGGCAGGACGGAUCCUGGAAGCUCCGCUCCUGGCCAUCCAUACCCGCGCUUGCCUGCCAACAAGUACACAUGCACACACCCCAUUUACGCCGGAGACGGACACCUCGCCGACAGCCUGGCCCCACUGCCGGGCUCCGGCUGCCCCUCGCCCCUGCGCCAGCGGGCAAGCGGGAAGAGGCCAGCACACGUUUGGCCCAAAGGCUUCACAUGGGACUCAAGUCAUGGGCAACUGCUGGAAGCAGAGGGAUUCCUCCCUGUGGCCCAACUGGCGCUUUUCCACAGGCUCCCGGCUUUGCUUCCCCGGGAUGGAGCCAUGGCUCUGGGCAGAGCUCAUGGGCUCUGGGCGCUCGUGCUGGCUCCUCUCCUUGCGCUGUGGCUCAGGCACUCCUGGAGCGGAGGCCACACAGCCCUCCCGGGCUCAGGGCUGCCUGUGGGACAGGGGCUGCACUCGGCUCCCCUCCCCUCGCAGGGACUGGGGGUUGUAGGCUUUGCACUUCGCUGGGCAGCCGGGCUGCGAGGGGUCAGCGCCCCGACCCGCACUCAGUCCCCUUCACACCACGGUGAGCUCUGAGCAGCAACCGCUCCAUCCCCGUCUUCCACCCCGAGCCCGGGGCGCCCCCGAGCUCUGCCUGCCCUCGGCUCCCAGCGCUCCUCCGGCUGCGGACGAUGGAGCCUUCAUAUUUAUUUUGGACUGUGGGGGCUGCGCGGCCACGUACGGCGCUGCCUGGAGCAUGGAGUGAACAGUGGGAGAGCUGAGAAGCGUGGCUGGGUCUGGCGAACCCAGGGCAAGGCUGGGCCUGGGUCUGAUCCUUCUCUCGGGUUUCUUUUGAGGAUUUAGGGCUUUUUGAUUAUUUUUUUUAUAAGGAGUUGUCUGUUCAAAUGCUGAAAUGAUUUUUCUACCAGUUGUGGAACUCGCAGCUCUUGGAGGUUUUUAGCCAGAGGUGCAGGGUUCAUCUUCCCAGGGCCCCACUGGGUCCUCUGGUGGUUGCUCCGUCCAGCUCCGCCGGUGCCGGAGAUGCUGGGAGGAUCCCGGUGAGGUGCCUGUCCUUGCGCUGCUCUUCCCGCAAGGGCUUUGCCUGGUGUGGGGGCACCUGGUUCUUACGGAUAGUCCUGUGUAUUUAUUUUUGAUGGCACUUGAGUGGUGACCCAAUGACCGAGAUGCGUCCCCGCUGCAGCGAGAGGAGCAGAAGGUGCCCAGCGCUGCCAGGGGGGACGGGGGCUGUGUGACCCCAAAGCAUCCGUACCCCGGGCUGGGGAAGGGCCAUCGGGAGCAACACAGGCUGCCCCCACGCAUGCGCCCACCACACGCUCCCCCACUCCCACUGCAGCGAGCAAAGGGCUGGGCAGGGAUCUCCCCUGCGAGCACUUCUUCCUUCUCCUGCCUUCCCCUCACCCUCCGCACAUCCAGAGCCACAUCCAGAGCCACCUCCAGCGCCCUCAUCCCUGCCAGCCCCGAGGGCCCCGCCUGGGCCCACGCUGAGCAGCUCCCAGUCUCUGCACUGGGUCAGGUUUUACCCCUAAGGGGAAAAGAUGAAAAACUUAAAAAUACCCCAAAGCCCCAAAGGAACAGAGAGGCUUUUGUUGUACAGAGACGCCUGCGCUGAGGGAGGGGGGCUCUGGCCGCUCGCAGCUCCCAGCCUCAGCUCCGGGACGCCCCUUGGUUUCACCCGGCGCUGAUCCCGCUGCAGACGGGUCCCCGCGCGCGGUCAGCCCGUGCUUUCCUCUGCACUUAUUUUACGUUGAUUUGUUUAUAAAUAAAAGGAUAACUACGUUC
Messenger RNA from Cuculus canorus (common cuckoo), 4391 nucleotides. RefSeq names its product Scm polycomb group protein homolog 1 (gene SCMH1). Gene Ontology annotation, biological process: regulation of DNA-templated transcription. The transcript is spliced from 16 exons. Lineage: Eukaryota; Metazoa; Chordata; Aves; Cuculiformes; Cuculidae. Gene Ontology annotation, cellular component: nucleus. The record is from RefSeq and is a predicted model, not a curated record. Bases 524 to 2608 code for a protein of 694 amino acids. Gene Ontology annotation, molecular function: protein binding.